AUGGAGAAUGCUCCACGAGGUCACGAUCAACCACUGGUCCCAGACGUCGAGGAAGCAUUUUUCGCACUACCCGAUAGCAUCGUCGCUCCUGGUGAGUUCGGAACUUUCAUGGAUGAAAGCAGUGUAGUGCUGAACAAACGCGACGCCCAGUGGGAUGAAUCUGCAGGCUCUUCAGAGCAGUUUAUUAUGCCUUCAGCAGCGUUACAGAAGUGUUUUCCCGACCACAUGUUAGAGUUAGGUCCGUGCGUUGGCACUGAUCCUCCUGCGAGGACUUCAGCUGCUGGUGCUAACAGUCCACUAGAUGCUGCAACUAGAACUACUCCGGACAAUACUGGUGCAGCCACUGGUCCUAAAAAUAGUUGUAGAUCUAGAAAUAACAACAUUCUUCUAGGAGGCUCCACUGCUCAGAGCACAGAUGAGCAAGAGGAUGAACAGGAGCAGCUGUAUUGCAUCACUAAUGAAGAUGUCAAUUCGACGAGUCCAAAUGCUCCGAAUGAGAAACAACAACAACACCUGGGGACUGCAAGAGUAACAACUAUUGACGACCGUAUUUAUGUUGAUGAUGUGAGACUAGACCCUGCUCCGGACGAUCAUGAUUUGGAUGGUGAUGACAUGGCGUUGACCGUCGCUGAGGAACGUCGUGGGGAAGACCCACAGCAGGAGCGCCGACCCCGCUUACCCUCUACAAAUACUACGUCCUCUAAUGCAUCGCGAAGAUUUAGUAUUUUUCGACAUUUACCACCAGGAGAUGCGCAUCUAGAAGAAGAUGCUGGACUAUCCUGCUCGAGUAGUUGUAUUGAAGCCGAGGAAACUGACGAGGAGAUGAUUGAAUCCGAGGAUGCUUCCUCCGAUGCCUCUCACAAAUUUAGUAUCUUCCGAC
This is a messenger RNA of Amoebophrya sp. A25, 880 nucleotides long. Lineage: Eukaryota; Dinophyceae; Syndiniales; Amoebophryaceae. The record is from the annotation of a GenBank genome assembly.